GAGUCAUGAGCAGGGAAAAUCCUGUGAGAUUCAGCACAGACCAGAAAGAGAGCAAGGAAACCAGCCAGGGGAGAAAAUGGGUAAAUUUAUUUCCUGUCGGGGAACUCAGAAGAGCGUCAAGGAAACCACAACACAGCAGGAAAUCGUCAUGGGAAAGAGGAAAAAUACAUGCACUGAGUGUGGGAAAACCUUCACUUGCAGCUCAGACCUUUCUCAACAUCAGAGAAUCCACACAGGGAAGAAGCCCUAUGAAUGCCAUGAGUGUGGGAAAACCUUCACUUACAGAUCAAAUCUUCUUAAUCAUAAGAGAAUCCACACAGGGGAGAGGCCCUAUGAAUGUCGUGAGUGUGGGAAAAGCUUCACUCGCAGCUUGCACCUUCUUAUCCAUCUCAGAAUCCACACAGGAGAGAGGCCCUUUGAAUGCAGUGAGUGUGGGAAAAGCUUCACUCGCAGCUUUCAGCUUACUAGGCAUCAGAGAAUCCACACAGGGGAGCGGCCCUAUGAAUGCCGUGAGUGUGGGAAAAGCUUCACUUGCAGCUCAAACCUUUCUCAACAUCAGAGAAUCCACACAGGGAAGAAGCCCUAUGAAUGCCAUGAGUGUGAGAAAAGCUUCACUAGCAGCUCAGGCCUUUUUCAACAUCAGAGAAUCCACACAGGGGAGAGGCCCUUUGAAUGCAGUGAGUGUGGGAAAAGCUUCACUCAGAGCUUUUGCCUUACUAGGCAUCAGAGAAUCCACACAGGGAAGAAGCCCUAUGUAUGCAGUGUGUGUGGGAAAAGCUUCACUCACAGCUUUUGCCUUUCUCAACAUCAGAGAAUCCACACAGGGGAGAGGCCUUUUGAAUGCAGUGAGUGUGAGAAAAGCUUCACUUGCAAGUCAAGCCUUAUUACCCAUCUCAGAAUCCACACAGGGGAGAGGCCCUAUAAAUGCAGUGAGUGUGGGAAAAGCUUCAGUUGCAAUUCAAACCUUAUUAUGCAUCUCAGAAUCCACACAGGGGAGAGGCCCUAUAAAUGCAGUGAGUGUGGGAAAAGCUUCAUUGACAGCUCAGCCCUUUCUAAACAUCAGAGAAUCCAUACAGGAGAGAGGCCCUAUGAAUGCAGUGAGUGUGGGAAAAGCUUUAUUACCAGCUCAGAACUUUCUGUUCAUCAGAGAAUCCACACAGGGGAGAGGCCCUAUAAAUGCAGUGAGUGUGGGAAAAGCUUCAAUUGCAAUUCAAACCUUCUUAUCCAUCUCAGAAUCCACACAGGGGAGAGGCCCUAUAAAUGCAGUGAGUGUGGAAAAGGCUUCUCUAGCAGCUAUCACCUUACUAGGCAUCAGAGAGUCCACACAGGGGGGGGGGCCCUAUGUAUGCAGUGAUUGUGGGAAAAACUUCAUUCACCGCCAGCAGCUUAUUAGCCAUCAGAGAACCCACAAAGGUAUCAGACCAAUGGAAGCAGUGAGUGUGGGAAAACCUUGUCUUGCCACUGAGCCCAUGUGAGCUGUCAGAGAAUCUGCAAGGGGGAUCAACACCAUAAAACCCUCUAGGGCUAUCAAUACGUUAAUACUUUCCUGAUUCCCACAGAGUAACUUUUAAAAGCUGUUUGAAGCACCGAUAUCCCUCAGCUUGCCCAGAUAAGUGAGUGGUCCAUUUUUGCAUUUUGCAGUUUGACCUCUUUGAGGUGGACUCAUUUGUCCUUUCUAUCAACUCCAUUCUCCCAUGAGUAAUUCUAGUGUGCCCUUCCUAUCAGGAACCAGGGAGCAUCACAUUUAUACCAGUCCUCCUAUUGCAAAGUUAUUGUUAGUCACCAGUGCUACAGAUUGUAUCAUUGCCAAUUGUUCUCAUGCUGUGCUGAAGAGCAGUUAUAAUGGGAACUUUUCAUAUUACAUUUAAAUGAAGAAGAGCAGGGGCAGGAAAAAAAUGUCAUUUCAGCCUCUGUGCCACAGGACUCUUUGUCAUGUGUUACAGAUCCAUAUUAACACAGCUACCCCUCUGAUACUUGGAAGGAGAUGGGGUGACUCAGAGAUUACCUCCUUUCCCAUCAUGGCAGAACUGUUACCUUUUGUCUGAGCCAGGCAGAGUUUAUCGUCAUCACAUUCUACCCCUCCACUUCUCAAAGUGUCAUGGGAUGAAGUGUUCUCAGUUGUCUGUGCUUGGAGAUGAUGCUUUGACUUAUUUAAUCCUAUACCAGAGUUGCUGUGAUUGGAGAUGAAAGUAUCAAAGACCGAGAAGGGGAAUUCAAAUGGAUCCUAAAUGCAGUGUGAUCAUUUCGAGUUUAAAUCUCAGGUUCCAUCUAUUGGUCAAGCCAGUUCUGGCAAGGUGGCUGCUUUUCCCCCCAUUAUGGAAAGCUAUGAUACUAAACAUGUUGUAAAUAACUUAACUGACUGUUGAGACAGUGCUCAGUGAAAUAUCUCUGAAUGGAUCAGAGGAGAAUGUGGUGGGAGAAUCUCUUUUCCUGAUUCUAAAUACUUAGAUGGAACCUGCUCUGGAAUUUCAAUUUACAUUUUCAUUGUCAUGUAUUCUAUCUCUCUGUGAUCUGGGUUUCUCUCUUUCUUGAUGACUAUGUGGUCACACAAUUAGAUAUUAGUUCAGCUCAGAUUUAUUGGAGAAUUUAAGACAAAUGACCAUUUGCUGAAGUCAUCAUUUCUCACUUAAGCUUUGCUUUUUCCCCAUCCUUCCGUGAUAAUACGGAGAAAGUUCAAGUGCAGUUCUCUCAAUAGGAGAGGACUCUCCAAUUUUCUGGCCAUGCUAACAAAGACACAGCAGUGACUUAAAAUCUCCACUUGGAAAUGUUGAAAAACAGCAGACCCGACUAACUGAAGGAAGUGCAUAUGACCACAGUGUAGUUCAAUUGUUGAAAUCAAUAUUGUCUCAAAUGGCUAUGUUGACAGGCGAAGGCCUCCUGCUGAUGUCAUGCUAUCUACACAGGGGAUUAGAGAUGUGUAACUACGUUGCUCACCUGUGUCAAUUUUUCACACCCCUGAGCAAUAAUUAUACCGAUAAAUGUCUUUAGUGUAAUCCAGACAGCUUUCUCUUGUAUUUUCUGCAUUUGUAUUACUUCUCCCCUACUUCCUACUGUUCCAAAAGAUGUAAAGUGUGGAAAAGAGGUAUUUUUCCUCAUGAUGCUAACAUUCCCCCUUCCACCAACACGCGUGGCAGAAGAACCAGAGAGAUAUGAACUCACAGAAGUGUUGGGACAAAGCACAACUUGAGCCAAGGUUCAGUUGUUGGCAAUGGGGAUUAAAAGAAAACUAACAUAUGU
This is a messenger RNA of Gopherus evgoodei (Goodes thornscrub tortoise), 3237 nucleotides long. RefSeq names its product zinc finger protein 345-like. The coding region runs from base 77 to 1354 and encodes 425 amino acids. The record is from RefSeq and is a predicted model, not a curated record. Gene Ontology annotation, biological process: regulation of transcription by RNA polymerase II. Gene Ontology annotation, molecular function: RNA polymerase II cis-regulatory region sequence-specific DNA binding; DNA-binding transcription factor activity. The transcript has 2 exons. NCBI's taxonomy places the organism in Eukaryota, Metazoa, Chordata, Testudines, Testudinidae.